GGUUCCAUCGCGCACGCGACGAAAAGCGGACGCGUGGUGAAUCGCGUGUCACGCCGGUUUCCUCGACUCCGCUUCCCCUUCGAUCGCUGUUUGGUUUGGUGACAGUGGUGGUGUGGGUGGUUUCGUGCGGUUCGAAAUAGUUCUCGCGGCCGGCCAUGGAACCGCGGAGGUUCCGGAUAGCGGAGGCUAGCUGACGGGUCNGUUGACGCCGAUCGGAUGUCCGCGCGGGAGGAGGGUAGGAGGAGGCAGUGCAAGCCGGUGGAUGAAAGUGAAAACGAAACGGACCGCGACACGGGGGGAUGAACGAACGUGGAGAACGUCCGAUCGUGUCAGACACAGAGCCCAAAAGUACUGUGUGCAGCAUCAUCUUACCCCACCGUUAUCUUCUCCCAUGGCCCGUAGUAAUGCCGUGACGCGUAUGGGGAGCCGUUUGAUGGAGAAAUAUUGGACGCCACGCACAGUGGCCAUAAAACGUUCCAAGAUACGGGAGGGUCCUGCGAGGCAUGGCGUUCCAAGCCCGAUCCUGAACAGGAAGAAUGUUCAUUGACGUUGUUCAGGAACACGAGAUCCCGGCGAAGUGGCGUCUCACUGGCCCGCGACUCGAUCGCGCACGGAAAUACAAAUGUUCCCUCAAGGCUGCAAACUCGGUGGAUUGUGUGUGCAGGGCCACCCUCUUUAGAAUUCCCCGUCCGUGGAGCAAGAAGCUCGUAAAAGACAAAGGGGGUUGGUGGUAGCACAGGGGUGGAGAGAAGGCGCCGAGGCUAGGGGAGGAACGGAGGAAGGGAGGCAGGAAGAGGCGAGAAAGGAAAUAAGAAAGAUGGGAGAGAGCUCACCGGAUCUCAGCCUCCGGCUCCGGCGGGGCAGCUCCGACUCCAGGGAUUCCUUCUACAUGGAUUUUGCUCAGGGCAUCGACUCGGACAUCGAGGAGGUGGCCCGUCCAGGGGACAACUCGGACCCGAUGAUGGAGAACCAUUUGGGAGAGGAGAACGGGAACGAGCUGCCGCCUAUAGAGGACAUUACCACGAUCCCGGAGGAAGCCUCGGAGGAGUUGCGCGAGGAGGAGGAAGCCGCGGCGAUGGAGGCCGCGCUGCGAACACCCGAGGGCCCAAUAAUUAACACGGAAGCGGAGAAACCACCCCCGCCCCAACUCUCCACGCUCGCCCCCCAAGACUGGCCAGGAUUGCCGGUUGCUCUCCCGUCACCGGCUUCACCGUCCGCGGUAAUCGUUUCACCGGAAACGCUGUCUAGACACAGCAGCAGCUCACCCUCCCGCGCUCACCGGCCACCCCAGUUCGCCUUGGCUCUACCAUGCUCCUCGCAACCGAUCUCCGCGGUCUGCUAUCCGGCACCGACCUUCCUCGACGUCUCCGAGGACCGCAAGUGGAAGAAGCUCGGAUGCGACGCCCUUGCGUCGACUUUUAGCGCUCUCUACGGGAAGCUGUUGGUCGUAAUGGGAAUCGCUUUUCCCAUGGCCGAAGUAAUAUCCACCUACAUACCGCCGUCGUUCUACGAAGGGUUCUACCUUUACCUCUACUUCGGCAGCAUGAUCUUCCUCGUCUACAUGUACGCCACGUUGCUCCGCGAUGGCAAACCGAAGUCAAAAGAGAAACGGAAGGACGUGUGCGACCUGGACUCGUCGCGUUCGUCGAGCGGCGCCGGUGGCGACAGCGACGCCGCGGACACCACGUGCCCCCACGUGGCUACCGUGAGACCGGCCCAACACUACGGCAGUUUUUAUCUGAGGAUGGGCGCUGUGGCGUUCGGGAUCGGUUCCAUGAUCUACUCGGGCCUCGAGUUCGGCCAAUACUUCGAGCUCGAGCAGAACACCAAGUGCCACAACAUCAUGCUCGCCCUCACGCCGGCCACUAGGAUGGCGUUCAUCUUCAUACAGAUGUAUUUUAUAUUUCUCAACAACGAGCAAAUGAAAGUUUAUCGCCAUCGGGUGGUCGCGCGCUUUGGACUGAUGCACAUGAUCGGGACGAAUCUGUCGGUCUGGUUGAGCGUCCUUGUACAGGAAACGAAACACGAGAUUUUGACGUUCUACAAUCCGGAGAACAACUCGUUAAGGAUCUCCCACAGACUAGGCGCGAAGAGCAAUCUCGCGGUGCACAACCACUACCACCACGGGGAACAACAUCUGAGGCUUCCAAGGGGCCUUAAAGGGCCCCAUCACAUGUUCGAGUGUCGAAGAACGAACAUAAUGGGAUCGUUGGUCCAGGACGCCAGCCCGUUCCUCUUUCCUUGCACGAUCGAGUACAGCUUGAUCUGCGCCGCGAUCCUCUACGUGAUGUGGAAGAACAUAUCUAAGGCUGCCUUCUCCCAGCCUAAGACGCCACCCGGAUCCCGCCAUCACGCCCACGCUUACAGGAAAUCGCCCCACCAUUACAGCGUGGACUGCGCCCGCGCCCACAAGGGCCUGUUCGUCGGCAUCUUGAUCCUGGUGCUGACGAUCAUCUCCCUGAUCCUGUUCUUCGUGCUGAUAUCGCGUCCAGAAUUGGUCAGCUUCGCCGUGACCGAGGUGAACGUGUGCGAAUUGACCCUGUACGGGAUGUCGACGAUGGCGACGCUGAUAGGAAUGUUCCAGAUGAGGAAGCUCCGCUACGACGGGAACAGGAACUUGGAGUUGGACAAUAUCCUGUUGGUCGCUGCCCAGACGGGGAUGUUCAUCUACUCGACGUUCACGAUAAUCGGCGCCCAAUUCACCCUCGCCAAGCACACGGUCCUGGUUUUGGUGACGGCGCUCGCGAGCGUGGUGCAGACCACCUUCCAGACCAUCUUCAUUCUGGACGCGUCGAGGCGAUCCGUGGCGACCGCGAAGCAGAUCAGAAGGAAGCCCGGAAGGGAGAUCGUCACGUUCCUCCUUGUCACGAAUCUGGCCAUGUGGGCGAUCAACACGCUGGAGAAGUCGAGGGCGGAGUCGCAUCCGGUCCAGCUGCACUUCUACGGGCUUUGGGCGUGGACGAUCAUCACCCACGUCUCGAUGCCGUUGGCGAUAUUCUACAGGUUCCACAGCACCGUUUGCCUGUGCGAGGUCUGGAAAAGAGCGUACAAGGUGAAGCCUACCUACAUGUGACGUAAGGGGUCCCGUGAGGUCGUGUGCAAGACGGCGGCUCCUCAACGACCGAAAACCCUGCCGGCCAGGCUGGACGCCAUCGCGGAAAACGAUCCGAUUUACUUUAUGUAACAGAGAGAGAAAGAGAGAGAGAGAGAAAGAUUCUCUUCUUUCGCCUCUCUUCUUCGUUCUCGAGGUUCUCGCCAAGCUCCUCAAACUGCGAAUAUAUAUAUAUAUAGUAUAUAUCGUUCACCAGGCGUUGUUCUAUAGGUAUUUGUGCGAUGAGCGAUGCACGAUGACGAGCCUCGAGUUUGAGAAGAAAUGGCGGUUGCGGUUUGUUUAUUAUUAUUACUUUUUUUUCGAUCGUCGAGAAGUCGCGUUUAUUUAUAUUAUCGUUUAGAUAAUAAUUGUAUAAGGU
Molecule: messenger RNA, 3470 nt
Organism: Apis dorsata (giant honeybee)
Lineage: Eukaryota; Metazoa; Arthropoda; Insecta; Hymenoptera; Apidae
Product: proton channel OtopLc-like
Exons: 10
Coding region: 818-3073 (751 amino acids)
Biological process (GO): proton transmembrane transport
Cellular component (GO): membrane
Molecular function (GO): proton channel activity
Source: RefSeq, a predicted model, not a curated record